AUGGAGCUGCUGUUUAUCGGAGCUGUUAUGGAGCUGCUGUUUAUCAGUAACUUUGGCCUCUGGUCUACCCCUUCUCAACCCUCUCUCCCUCCACCCUUCUCCUUUGUCUCCAGGACACCGGCGGCUUGGGCUCUUGUUGGACUGCAGUGGAGAUGGAUAGUUGGAGAGAAAGGUCAAGCCAGAGAUGUAGCCUGUAAAUAAAUCAAUGAGCUUCCAGCCAUGCGGUGUUGACCGAUCGCUCCACAGGUCCUCAGUCUGCAAUCAGUGUCCGGAGGCCUUCCUGUGGCUGUGACCCUGGCCCAUACACCUCAUCUCUCACGUCUGGCUGAUUGACAUGGCUAGCCUCACAGGCCCACCCGCUUCCUAGUGAAACAAGGAGGAUCUUCAAAGUGAUAGUUUACAGCUGUUCCGUGGGUUAAUCCUGAUCCUUUCUUUCUUUUGAAGGGGAUGCCAGGACAUAAUAGCCUGGGCUAUUCUUCACUAAAUUGUUAAGGGAUUUCUCUGGUUAUUCAAUAGCAAACGGGGAGUAGGUGAUACGAGAACAUGUGUUGCUAAAUGUACCAUGAUUAUCAAACCACAAACUCCUCCAUACCCCUCUCUCUCCUCCGGCCUCCUCUUUUAGCUCACCCACUCACACUGAUACUUAUCACUGCGGCAGAAGCAUUGAAAGUAAUGUCUUUAGUGGGAAAUCAUUGGCAACAUGUGGUGAAAGCUUAAGUUGUUGUCACACUUUAUUAAAUUGCCUAUAAUCAGUUCAAAGGGAAAGUUAGCAGGAGAAAGAAAGAAGAGGAACAGGGAGGUGAAAACCCACCACUCCCAUGGCUGAGGCCUCUCAGCUGCACUGCUUAGCCUUUAACCAUGCAGGGAUAUUUUUUGAAAUAUCUUUAUCUGACAAAGCUUGUCAAAAUGUUUGGUCUUCUCCAUUUGAAGGGGUGCUUUGAGGGUUCAUAGCUGCACCAUAUCGAAUACAACUAUGCUAUGCUGUAGUAAUAGUGCAUUGCUCUAACGAGGUGAGAGUCUCGGUUCUUGUAAAUCUCAACUGAUAGAAUGUGUACAUGACAGAGAGAGAGGGAGAGAGUGAGGGAAGAGAGAGAGACGGUGAGUGCUAAGAGAUGGAAGGAUGGAAGGAGGAAUUGUGUGGACAAAGGAUUGGAAGGAGAUAAUGAUUCCCUUGGGAGUCCUCUUAAAGGUAUCUGCUGAGAGUAUCUCUUCUUCUAGUGAUGAGGUCCAAUGCUGAGAAGGUCUGGGUAAAUAUUGACACUUUGCUGCUGGAAUCGUGAUCAUUGAUCCACACAGGAGGGUCUUAUGGGCUGAUCUGUGCACUCAGGUGUGGCAGGAGAGAAAAGCAGAUCCUGACUGCAAACGAAAGCAGGGACAGAGGAUCCUGCUGGUGGUCCUCUUUUUGGUCCCUGCUCUAUCUGUGACCACACAACAAACGUCCUACCUCAGCCUUCAGAGGGGUUCAUAUUGGCAGCAGUAGAAACUGAUGGAUCUUUAGCAGAUAUUGAUUUUGAUUGAGUCAGUUGGUCAUUUUUUUGUCUUAUGAGUCAUAAUUAAGCAAUAAUGCCCGAGGAGGCGUGGUAUAUGGCCAAAAUACCACGGCUAAGGGUUGUUCUUAAGCACGACGCAAUGCGGAGUGCCUGGAUACAGCCCUUAGCCGUGGUAUAUUGGAAAUAUACCACAAACACCCGAGGUGCCUUAUUGCUAUUAUAAACUGGUUACCAAUAUAAUUAGAGCAGUAAAAAUGAAGUUUUUUUUAUACCCGUGGUAUACGGUCUGAUAUACUACGGCUGUCAGCCAAUCAGCAUUCAGGGCUCGAACCACCCAGUUUAUAAUCAUAUUUCUACGUUUGGAUGAAAGUAAUAAUCUAACCAUGCUGGCCCAACAACUGUUGCAUCUCUUCCCUCUUGCCCCAUUAGGCUUAGCCUACACUACAAACUGCAGACCCUGUUCAUCUUAUGUCUGGAGUCAGCACAACCAAGUUGAUGUGUUUAUUAUAGUAUUUUUAUGGAUCAGCGUAAUCAUCAUAGUCCACGUCUUUCCCCUGUCUCCCGUGGGCAUGUUCGCCCCACCGCCUGGGCCUCUAUCUGCUAAUCAGGUAAUGUUAGGGAGGUUGAAUGGCGUGCCUCCCCCUGGUCGGCCUUCACUGCUCACACACUGGUGUUGUUUUAAAGAGCAUUCUUUAGGAGCUGAACUUGGAAAGGUAUUAAAGUGGGAUUAGGGUCCUCCACAAUCCAGUGCUUGUGUCAUUCAGGGAGCUGGGUUCUCUUCUCUGCACCGCAUCCACCCACCCCCUCUCUGUUUGAUUGUGGCUAGCCGCGGGAGUCGGAGUGACUGGGCCUUUCAAAGGAGAGAGGUAGGGUUAAAUCUCUAGUCCAGUGCUCCCUGCUAAUUCCCCUUGUUCCUUAGAGAAGGAUUUACUUCUGCUGCCAGCUUCUGAAAGGCCCUCUCUGCCCAUCCGAAAAGUUGCUGUUGCCUUCCUGUGGAGGUGUGGUUGCCAUAGAAGGGGCGUCAUGCAUGGAUAUUCCAUCUGAACCCCACUGAGAAUGGGGAACAGGGGCCGACAACAGGCUAGAAGUCCGGAUUAGACCAGAGGACAAAGCGGGACAGGAAGAUUCCAGAAGGGACAAAUAGGAAUUACAGCACCAAAAAUAAUGCAAAGUGACAGAGAGGGGAAAUAGAAAAAUAAUGGCUUACAAGAUUAGAAUCAGAGAGGCAAGAAAGAAAAUAAAGAAGGGGCUGAAUGAGAAUGUUUUCAUCUGGGUGAGAAGAUUUGAGAGAGCGGUUGAAGGUGAAUGUGGAAUCCGGGACAUAUCAAACCAUACUAACAAGUCAUUUCCUCUGCCUUUAUCCUCUCAGACUAAGACGCCAAUCAUUAGCUAAACAUUAGAGCUGGACCUCUGGGCUGGUCUCCACACAUUCAUCCCCCCAUGUCCCUCAAUCCCAGCAUGCAACAGUUAGACAGUCCAUCUUUCUAAAGCUAUGAAUUAUUAUUGAUCUAUCUUUGAAAAAGGAGGUGAACAUUUUGAUUUGUGUAAACAGCAAUAGCUAAUAUUCCAAGCAACUGCAUGGUUGAUCCACGAGGGCUUUCAGUGUAACUGAUCUCUUUUUGUUUUACACGUACGCUUUUGUGUGGUAGACUUUGGAUUAUGGAUGUUUGAUGUCCCUACUAUUAUCUUGUGAUGCAUAAUGCAUGACUAUUCAUAUUAGGUGAUCUUUAAGGUUAUAUGAAUACCAUAUUUUGUUGCGAUCACAGUAAUUUCAUUGUUGAGCAGAUAAGCGUAAUGUAGGUCAGCAGGUUGUUUUCACAAGAAGUCAGCUUGUUUGCAAAAAGUUAUUUUUUAAGGGAUUAUCCUCUAGGUUUUUCCAUAGUUUAAUAAUAAUCUUCUUAACGUAUUGUAAUAAACGAAAGAUGAAAUGAUUUCAUAAAGCCUGUGUGUGCUAAUUCUGUUAUCUCUGUUAUUUUGCCAUUAUAGUGAGAAAAGUUGGAGUGCGAUGUUGGCAAUCUUAGGGUUGGAGGCUUGUUUUCCCGCUCAGGUCACAUGUGUUCGCCACUUUGGAUAAUAAUGGCAUAUUUUGUAUUAAACAUUAUAUCUGGAGGUUAUAACCAUUAAGAAAAUGUCAUAUUUGCUCUAUUAUCAAUGAUUUUGAUGGUAAUGAGGAUUGUGAUGAUGAUACUAUUGGAUAGCUUAUAAAAUUACCCAUCCACUGGUGUAGAACCAGUCUGAUUUGUAGUACAGUCUGAUCUGUAGUAAAUGGCAGCUCAAUGAUGGACCUAAUAUGAGAUGUAGAGACUAGAGACAGCAACCAAACGUGUACUAUCUUGUUUCAACCAUGCAAACAGCUGCUCUACUGAACUGUGUGGCAGACACAAACUCCCUAUAAGUUUUAAUUCAGCAUCUACAAUAAAAUUAGCAUGACAAAACCUUCCCUGGGUUUCUCUCCCCUCAUAUUUACACAUAUUCAUCACUAUCGCUCAUCCCUGUCCUGAAACAGCAGAUGAUGUCAAUUGCUCCCUUGCACAAUGAAAUAGAUGUUCACCACAAAUAGAUAGGCGGCUGCCAGCUGUCCUCCAGACCAACGCAAACAAAGAGCAUGCUAGUAAAUCCAACUUCAUGGCUGGACAAAAUCAACCACACUCUCUGUCUCCUUGCUCCAGCUAAUGGGGCUCCUUCUGAACAACAACACAUGAAUUAAAAACUCUCCCAGCCACCAAUAAAACAGUACAAACAGUUUGACAUCUUCCUGAAAGGAUAGAAAGGAAGAUGGAGGUGUUGUCUGGGUACUGGUAAUGUUGCAAUGUACCAUAGAGGCUGGUUUAGGAUGGCCAGAUGAGGUCUGAUAAGUAGGAGGAGAUGAAUAAACAGAUAUAGUGGGUGUAGAAUAGUAUGGGGAGGGGACACAGUGGGCAUGUUCCAGUUCCAAGGUAUUACUCCAACAGACCAUGCUGACAACCCAUUGCAACAGUUGCAUAGGGCCAAAUAUAUCAGAUGCUAAUCCGACAGAGAAACGGUGAUUACGAUAAACAAGUGAAAAGGUGAAAAGGACAUGUGUAGGGUUUUAAUGUGCUGAUUCUAAUUGAGCAUUAUAACUGACUGAACCCAGUGUUGGCCAGCUGUCUGAGGCUAAGAGGCAUUUGGGUGCCCAUGACCGAGCGCUGUUGGAGUGGCGUGGGGCUGGGGCAACCCUAGGCACUUUAACACAUGAGCUCCAGUCAAAAGAAUCACUUACUGGUACUGGCUGCCCACAGGAUCAGCCCACAGCCGCCUGCCCCCUGCCCCCAAACCCUCUUAAUCAAAAGCCCAUGGUGACAGGCCAAGCUAGGGAGACUAAGUAUAAGAUUCUGUGAUGAAAUAAUAAUAUUAAUGUUACAUACGUUUUCAAUGCAGUGAUUAGUAAUGCUAGAUUUUCUCUCAUCUUCUUCCAUAGAUUGUUUGCCACCAAGUGCAGCGGAUGCCUGGAGAAGAUCUCCCCCACAGAAUUUGUGAUGCGUGCUCUGGAGUGUGUGUACCACUUAAACUGCUUCUCCUGCUGUGUAUGUGACCGGCAGCUGAGGAAAGGGGAUGAGUUUGUCCUGAAGGAGGGCCAGCUGCUAUGCAAGAGUGACUAUGAGAAGGAGAAGGACCUGCUCAGUUCUGUCAGCCCAGACAACUCCGACUCAGGUAGCACUAUUUCCUUUCCUAGGACCAAAUCUUAUCUCAAAAACAUAUUCUGGGUGAGAUCCCCAGUUUUUUGUGAUUCAUUUUAUUCUAAUAGUAAUAUUAUGGGCAGGGAGCAGAAGCCAAUCUGUAUUAAUGGCUGUUGGGUUCUUGUGUUGGCGGGCUGUUGUGCUGGAAGGAAUUAAAUCAGUGUAUCAUGGUGACUGAUGGGAGGAUUUGGGGCCUUUCUGCGGAGGGCCGAGCGGAGCACCUCUUAUCUGCUCCUCUGUGUUCCUUGCAUCCUCACCUCCAUACAAUGAGGCAUCUCACCAAGCCUUACUGUUCAGACCCAUCUGGCUCUCAUUUAAACACAAAGACAGAGAACUUGUCAAACGCAUCUGUGCCUGUGUACACUUUUGUCAACUUAUAGGAAUAUUUGUUUCACUUCCGCUCUUCGUUUUAUCCCAGUGAAUCACACAGGCAGUUUAUGGAGGGUCUCCAAAAUUCCCGAGUUGACAUGCACAGAGUAUAACUUUGACGUAUAUGUCAGACAGAAUGUUGAAAUCAACUGGAGAAAUGCAGUUUGGCCUACUACACCACACUAUUUACAGUAGAGAUGAUCAGAACCAGAUGACAGCAGACAGAACAGAACCAUCAUGUAUGCAUCUCUAAGCAAUCACUGGAAGCCCACAUCAUUUGUUGCUUGAAUUGACAUUGCUGCUGCUUCUGAGAACACCGCCUUUCACUCACACAGGCCUUAUAUUAUCUUACUAAUGCAUUGGGGAUACAUUAUUCAACACAGGAUUCAAACCCAUUAUGUUUAGUGUUAUAAUUAUGAUUAUCUUUCUAUUACACUGAUAUUGCUUAUUAGAUUAGCAGACUAUUUUGAUGAUAAAGCAAUUUAGCUAGUUGGUUAAGAUGGCACUUAAUGUGUGCCAAUAGAGAGAAACAUCAAGAUCCCUUUAUGGACACAUGCAAUUACCAUAGACAAUACAAUCUACAUCAGCUUUCCACCUUUUGGUAACUUUUUGCAAUUUUACAUUUACAUUUUAGUCAUUUAGCAGACGCUCUUAUCCAGAGUGACUUACAGUUAGUGAGUGCAUACAUUCUUUUUUUUUCAUACUUCAUUUUACUCUUUAUGCAUAGCCUCCCUUCAGUAUUUUUGUCUGUUGGGACCCAAUGUGCAUUUUCCUAUUAUUUUGAGUUUGUGUGGUUCUAAAAUAUAUAUUUCCCAUUUCCUUUGAUAUCUUGAGUGAAUUUCCCAUAUGUGCUCAUGCUGCCUUUUCAUGUUGUGGUGGAUCUGCUAUGUAGGAUUCUUAUCAAAGAUUUAUUUGGUGUAAAACAGCCAGUGUAAUGAAUUACCAAUGACACAAUGUCAAAUCUAAUGACAAAUGUGCAUUUUCCAUUAUGCUUUUCUGGUAAGAACUACAGUCCUCUGAAUGUCUAAUCGUGCAUGUGGCCUAUUGUUUUUGUAAUAAAUUGAUAAGAAAGUAUUAAAACCACAUGUGUCUCCAUUCAUUAUGGAUACACUUGUGAAGUCGGAAUCUCUUGGAAUUGAAAAGAACAAAAACAUAUAUUUAUCAGUAGACUGUCAGGGAUGUUGUCAGCUCAAACUCAUGCUGAUAUUGGUGAAAAAUGUCUGUAUCUCCAUGCAGAGAAAAGCGACGAUGAGGAUCUGGAUAUCAAGCAGGAGAAAGGCACGGGUGGCCAGGGGAAGGGAGAUGAUGGGAAGGAUCCAAGGAGACCCAAGCGACCCCGCACCAUUCUGACCACUCAGCAGAGACGAGCUUUCAAAGCCUCCUUCGAGGUGUCAUCCAAACCCUGCAGAAAGGUGAGGCCCUCUCCUGUCCUCCACAUGACCUGGUCUCCACCACAGCAGCUCUACUCUCACCAGACAGACAGACAGACAGACAGACAGACAGACAGACAGACAGACAGACAGACAGACAGACAGACAGACAGACAGACAGACAGACAGACAGACAGACAGACAGACAGACAGACAGACAGACAGACAGACAGACAGACAGACAGACAGACAGACAGACAGACAGACAGACAGAAGGACAGACACAUGUAAUCCCACUGUCUGCCUACUGAACACUGAACAGAGGUGAAAACUAACACUCUAUUUAACCUCUUGCGUGAAGACAGCUGGCUUCAGUUUGAGCACAAAAGUAGCUGAGGAACAAGUAUAUGUACAGAAAAUGAACUGUAAGAACGGCCUACAUUGGGAAAGCUAUUUGAAAUGUCUGCAUGGCUGCAUUAUCCACACAUUGUGAACUGAAACCUGGGUUUUGUGAAACAAAAUCAAUAUUUUAAGCUUGCUUUGAGGUGUUUUUGUAGUAUAUGGUCGAUGCAAAUCCAUACUAAUACUUUAUAAUAUCCCCCUGGACAGACUGGCAUGUUUAGAAUUGGAGGCAUGCCAUGAGGCCUACAGUAGUUUUACAAAUAAAAUUCUCAAAUCUAAAAAUCUCCAGCACCUCAGAGCGGUGCUUUGAAGUGGCAAGCAGCACUCUGGUCUGUGUUAACUGAGGUAGAGGGUAACGUAGCCCGCCUGCCCUGCGCCAAAUGACAUUCUGAGAGAGAGGAACUGCAUUUAGCGUAGGCCCUAAAAGCAUUCACUGCACCCGGUCCAAAGCUUUGAAGAGGCAGUAACCAAGAGGUCCAAAAAGACCACCACAUUAAUUCAACAUUUGAAAUCAAAGCAAAUAGAGAGUCAAGGCGCCCACUUGGAUAUAUGCCAAAGGUUUUUCAAAAAGCACAUACGAUUCCAAUCUGUAGUUAAGUUUGUUUUCUUGUGUGAUGUUGAAAUGCUUUUGUGUUGACUAUUAAAGGUGAGGGAGACUCUGGCUGCUGAGACAGGCCUCAGUGUUCGUGUGGUGCAGGUGUGGUUUCAAAACCAGAGAGCCAAGGUGAGAGCAUAACCACCCCAAAGGCAGUGUUAUUUGAGAUAAUGAUGUUAUUUGCUACUAAUCAAGAGACCAAAGUAGCAACAGCAAUGGUACACAUGGAUUGGCUGGAAUGAGCAAAACAUUACUGUAAUACAGCUAACAAAUCACCACAGCUAUCAACGAUAAAUUAAACUUUUUCAUUGCAUUCCUUUCAACUCUGUAAAGUUAAAGUGCAACGCUUGCAAAUCUACCUCAGUCUUCCAUUAGAUGUAUACACCCACCUCUUUUUUUGAUAUUAUCUUCAAAAGCCUUUGAUAAUGAAGUAUAGUCAGAUACGUGUUCCUGUAGUUCACUCAGGGGUGAGCAACAAGGAGCAUCGUUUUCAAAUUAAAAAGAGCACAUGUUAGUUUGGGGAGUUACUUAAAACUGUCUCCUUUUUUUCAGAUGAAGAAGCUGGCAAGAAGACAGCAGCAGCAACAGGAACAACAAAAUUCUCAACGGCUUGGCCAAGGUACAGGACACAGCUUUCAGUUCGGCCUGAAAUAGGGCAAUAACCACUGUCCCAGUAUCGUUUUCAAUAGCUGUUUCAGUAGUUUAAAAACAGCUGUUAUUACCAUGACUUUAGACAGUUAUUUUGCAUUUGACUUGAUGUUUAAAUUGUGAUCUGGGAUUAUCACAUAGCAGAAAUGAAAAUGAUGUUUCAGCCAGCUAAACGUGUAGCAUGGCACUUCAAUGAGAAGCACAGAGGCAGGAUAAUCACAUACUGUAAACCACAGCUCUGUGUAACCACUCCAAAACAUGGCAUUCAUUGAGGCAACAUGCGAACCAUGGGAGUAGAACGGUCGUAAUGGCUUCUGCUCAUGUGUGACCUCACUCAUAUUAUCCCUAGUGUCCACUGGUGUGCGGAGGUGGAGGAGGCUAGCUAGCGUCUGUGGCCCCAGUCAGGCGUGGUACAGGAGAGACCGUGUCAGCUGUGUGUGUGGGUGGGGAGAUUUACAACUCAAACCCUGUUAAGCAUCCUUGUAAAUUAGAUGACCCGUCCUGUGUGAGUACUGUAGUCUGCAUGCUGUAGCCAGGUCCAACUCUCACGUCCCCGUUCAGAUACUGCACUCCUGUAAUGAUGUCAUACACACACAGCGUUAGAGCCACACCAACACGUGUUCACAGACAAUCUUCUCAGAAUUCAAGGCAAAUAAAAACAGAGGAAAAUGAAAAAAUAUUGCAGAUAAUACCAUGGUAACACACCGCCAGGCAUAAUACCUAAAGCAGUUGUAAAAUGUUUACAAAUCAUAUUAGAUUGGGAUUUUUAGAUUAAAUUGUGGUAAUGAUAUCAAUCCAGUCAUAGACAAAAGCUCAAUUGGAAAGGCAUACAUCCACUAUGGAGGAAGGAUCUCACAGUAUGGUAAGAAAACACACAAAGUUUACAGUAGACAUAAGAUUCACGAUUUAAGAGAUGUUGCAUUAGAGAAAUUAUAGUUUUACAAGCUAAAGCAGCUCUAUCUUUCUUUACUGUGGAAAUCCCAAGGCUUACAUUGACAUUGUAUUACUGAACAACUACAAUGCCUUGGUACUGAAAAGCCAUGAAGCUCAUUGAAUCAUUUCCGGUUACAGUAUAAACUUAAUGUAAUAAUGCUUUCAUUUUAUGGACCAGUUUGUAAGACUGACCUCGUGGUGUGUUAAUUUAUGGACCUUUUGUCAAACUCUCUAGGAAAAGGCUUGUAGUCAUGCCCUGAAAUGCUGUUGCCCAAAAGUGCAUACUGUGGAUAGGAUAGUAUGGGAGGAGAUAGGAUAUACAGUGCCUUCAGAAAGUAUUCAUACCCCUUUACUUUUUCCCCAUUUUGUUGUGUUACAGCCUGAAUUUAAAAUGGAAUAAAUUUAGAUUUUUUUGUCACUGGCCUACACACAAUAUCCCAUAAUGUCAAAGUGUAAUUAUGUUUUUCAACAUCUUUACACAUUCAUUAAAAAAGAAAAGCUAAAAUGUCUUGAGUCAAUAAGUAUUCAACCCCUUUGUUAUGGCAAGCCUAAAUAAAUUCAGGAGUAAACAUGUGCUUAACAAGUCACAUAAUAAGUUGCAUGGACUCACUCUGUGUGCAAUAAUAGUGUUUUAACAUUAUUUUUUUAUGACUACCUCACCUCUGUACCCCACACACAUACAAUUAUCUGUAAGGUUCCUCAGUCAAGCAGUGACUUUCAAACACAGAUUCAACCACAAAGAACAUGAAUGUUUUCCAAUGUUUCACAAAGAAGGCAACCUAUUGGUAGAUGGGUAAAACAAAUAAAAAGCAGACACUGAAUAUCCCAUUGACUAUGGUGAAGUUAUUAAUUACAAUUUGGAUGGUGUAUCCUAACUUAGUUGCCGGAGAGGAAGGAAACCACUCAGGGAUUUCACCAGUUACACAGUUUAAUGGCUGUGAUAGCAAAAAAAUGAGGAUGGAUCAAGAACAUUGUAGUUACUCCUCAAUACUAACCUAAUUGACAGAGUGAAUAGAAGGAAGCCUGUACAGAAUUAACAUAUUCCAAAACAUGCAUCUUGUUUGCAACAAGGCACUACAGUAAUACUGCAAAAGAUUUGGCAAAACAAUUAACUUUUUGCCCUGAAUACAAAGUGUUACGUUUAGGGCAAAUCCAACACAACACAUUACUGAGUACCACUCCAUAUGUUCAAGCACAGUGGUGGCUGCAUCAUGUUAAGGGUAUGCUUGUAAUGGUGAAGGACUGGGGAGUUUUUCAGGAUAAAAAAUUAAUGGAAUGGAGCUAAGCACAGGCAAAAUCCUAGAGGAAAACCUGCUUCAGUCUGCUUUCCAUCAGACACAGGGAGAUGACUAUGCCUUUCAGCAGGACAAUAACCUAAAACACAAGGCCAAAUCUACACUGGAGUUGCUUACCAAGAAGACAUUGAAUGUUCCUGAGUGGCCGAGUUACAGUUUUGACUUAAAACUACUUUAAAAUCUAUGGCAAGACCUGAAAAUGGUUGUCUAGCAAUGAUCAAACAUGUUUUCACUUUGUCAUUAUGGGGUAUUGUGUGUAGAUUUUUUAUUUGAUUUCAUCCAUUUUAAAUUCAGACUGUAAUAACAAAAUGUGGAAUAAGUCAAGGGGUAUGAAUACUUUCUGAAGGCAUUGUAUGUAUUUAAGAUAACAAAUCCAUUCUGUGCAGUUAACUUAAACAAGAAAAAAUCACAAGAACAUAUAAAAAUAAAUGAAUGACAGAUAUCUUUUCACAAGGGCGCACAACUGUAAAGGAAAGUGCAGGGUGGUGGGCUCUAGACUGAAACCCACAAGGGCUGUGUGUGCAUCCCACUCACCACUGAGUGAGUGAAGAGCAACCUUCUACCAGGAAAUGCUGGGAGAAUCUCCCUUGGCCACAGCAGAGCAGGGAGGGUUUCCAUGGAGACAGUGCUCUUGGUCUAGUUUCUGUAUUAGAUUUCGAGUUGAUGGCUUUCCUUCCAGCUGAAAAAUGCUUAUCAGAUAAAUGCCUCUUCGAUAGCAGUCUUAAUGUAAAGUCUUUCUCCAUGUGGUUGGCUGUGUUACAGAGGUGAUGUCCAAUCGGAUGGAGGGCAUGAUGAACUCCUUCACACCACUGGCCCCUCCCCAGCAGCAGCUGGUUGCCAUGGAUCAGAACGGCUACAGUACGGACCCCUUCCAGCAGGGCCUCACCCCCCCACAGAUGCCCGGGGACCACAUGAACCCAUAUGGUGAGCAUCAGUCCUCCUGCCCCUCUACUCAACCUCACACGCUCCCCAGUGUGGGACAUGUGUUCAGGCCACAGACCCCUGGUUUAGGCUGCUCGCACAAAGUACAAGCACCCCCCCCCCCCCUCCCACAUGAGAUGACACAAACAUACUCACAGGCCACUGGUUUAUUUUGAAGUACAUUUUUUAAUCAAUCCAACAUGUUUUCUACUACCCUCCUCCUCCCACCCCACAAUCACUCGCUAUAUUCUCUCUGUGCAUGGGGUUUGGUGACAUGCUCUGCUAUGCUAUCUAACAGUUUGCAUUGCGGACUAUGUGAAGAGCUUUUAGAUAAUCCAAAGGGCUCGCGGUAAAUUAUAAUCAAAACAAUGGUGACCAUGAUGAGUGAAUAAUGUGCCACGAUGGGAAAUAACCAUAUUAUGUGAUUAAUGUGACAAUCAGAGGGAUGCAGCUGCAAGCAAGAAACACAAAUAUUUUAAUCAAUUUUGAAUCUCUUAUUUUAUUCUUCCCUUUACUUACACGGGGUGAAACUGUUAGAAGACAAUUCUGAGCAGUGUCUCCAACCCCAUAAAGAUAGCUUCCUGAACUUUAUAUACUUUUCUUAAACCACUUUUUUGUUUCUUGCAAUUGCAACACCCAAAGUCCCAGUCUCAUCACACUCUCUCUGUUUUUAUGGGAUAAAUAGAGGGAAGGAUGAUAUUGCCAACACAUUAAACGAUAUGUCUCUUCAUCACUCUGUCCCCGUCAGCGUCAUUAAAAUCUGGAGUGCAAUAAAGUUAACAAUUCCCGCAAGGAAAAUAAUAGGACAAGAAAUUAUGAAAUGCAUAUUAAGUUCUUUGUUGACAUGUUCCUCUCAGUUCCAUAGUAAGUGUCCCAGAGAGGCAGGACAAUGCCUUCAGAGAGUUAUUGUCAAAACAGUUUUCAGAAUUACACUAGCAUGUAAUAACAAUCAUUCAAAGUGGGAUUCAAGACUAACAAUUAUCACUUUUCAAGACAGUCAUAAAUACAGUAUAUCAGAUGUAUUAUCAUUGCAAUUGGAAGUUGCAGUUUGCUUUUAUUCAAUGCCCCAUGCAUAUUUUUUUUUUACUGUACAUGAUUAUAUUCUUGCAACUUAUUUUUCUCUUUCUCUUUACAGGUAAUGACUCAAUUUUCCAUGACAUAGACAGUGACACAUCUUUAACCAGCCUCAGUGACUGCUUCAUGGCAUCUUCGGAAGUGAACAUGCAAGCACGUGUGGGACCCAUUGACCGACUCUAUUCCAUGCAGAACUCUUACUUUGCAUCAUGAAAGAACCACAUACAGAAAUUAUGUUACGUAAUAUAGCAGAUCAUCCACAAACUCUGCUUCUCAACUUCCUCAACUGCUUCACAUCAAGGAGUUUCCACACUGCUAUGGACAAGGCAUAAGCAACAACCUCUUCCAAUGACUCCUGGAUCAUUUGCAGACAAUGGACUCAAAGAGAGAGAAACUAGUUUCUCAACUGAGGUUACUUGGGAAAAUACUAUUUUCUUUUCCUUUCUAGAGAUUAUUGGUAGCAUAUUUGUAUAUUACUGUCACAGAAGUAGCACAUAUUUCUUUGUCCACCUAAAGAAAAUUCAUGGAGCCACUGAUUUAAAAACCUCUAACCAAAUACUACAGGCCUACCAGUUCUCAUAAUGCAUGACUCCAUAGUUAAUCCUAUGACCAUAAAAGUGAAAAACCCUUUAAAAAAAUCAUGUGAAUUAUUGAGAUGUCAGAAUGCUGUUUUGAACUCCAUUUCCUCUUUAUAAUGCAUUCACAUUGAUAGUUGUAGCCCUAAAGAGAAUAUAUGGUGUUCAUAGUAAAUAGACAGUGUGUUCGCAAGAGAGGAUGUGAGUGUGUGUCCAUCCGAGAAAGAGCGUAGACAUAUUCACCUUUAGAAAAAGAAAUAUGGAGUGUAGUGUCUGUUUAGUGUAAAUACUUUCCCAAACAGAUUGGUUGUGCAUGUUAAAAUGGAAAACAUUCUAUUUAUUUAACUACAACAUGCUCUUGAAGUUACUUAUGAAUCUGAAAAGCUUUAUUUAAAAGGAUAAUAUUUUGUGAUGUAACUAGUGAGUACCAGUGGAGGCUAUUGAGGGGAGGAUGGG
This is a messenger RNA of Coregonus sp. 'balchen', 13826 nucleotides long. NCBI's taxonomy places the organism in Eukaryota, Metazoa, Chordata, Actinopteri, Salmoniformes, Salmonidae. The record is from the annotation of a GenBank genome assembly.